AUAUUGCGUUUGAUAUUAAAUCGAAUUAAUACGAUAAAAUAGGGAAAAUUCGAAAAUACCUACAAAAUAAAGACUAUAAGUGGGGGGCUAAUUCAGUACUUUACUGGAAUAUUACCAUCAACCAAAUUGCUGCGAAACCCAAUUCCCAAAAAGGAUAUUUUUGCAGCAGAAAAAUUAAGAGGAAUGGCGUGCAGGAGUGUUUCAUGGCCGCCUUUGCCUACUCUAAGCGAGAAAAGAUCAAAUUUUGCUCCACGUAGUUUACCCCACAAGAAAUUAUCAAACCAGGAUCCGAAUUGUGGCCGUAAAUUAACCUCAAAUCAUAAAAGUAAAAGCCAUCACUUUGUAAUGAAUUGCUUGAACAAUGGAAAAAGCGAUUUUCCUCAGCAGGACCAGCCUCAAGAUGCUCUUCUCAAAGCAAUUUCUGAAGUUUCAAGGAGAGAAGGAAGGGUGGGUCAAGCUACAAUUGUAGUAUUUGGUGGGUCAGUUUCAGGUGAUUCCACCUCUGGGUGGCUUGCUCUUGAUCGGAAGCUAAAUUCUUAUCCAAGAAAGAGGGGGUUUACUGCGAUUGGAACGGGAGGAGAUGACUUUGUGCAAGCUAUGGUUUAUGCUGUGGAAUCAGUAGUUCAAAGGCCAAUCCCUCAAGGACAAGUGAGACAGAAGAUAUCGUCUCGUGGCAAAUACGUAUCUGUAAAGAUUGGGCCCGUUCAAGUGGCUUCGAGUGAGCAGGUUCAAGCAGUAUAUUAUGCCAUGAGAAGAGAUGACAGGAUGAAGUAUUUCUUGUAAAUUAGAUUUUGUUGACAUUUUGUAAAUUAUAAUUUAUAGGCAGCUAUAGAAACCUCACUAAAUCCUAUUGAAAAUCGGUUAUUUUAUUUAACUGGAUCUGUACCUCGUAUAUGAUAUACAUGGUUAAAAUUAUAUGGCCUAAUCUUUAUUGCUUAUUCACACA
Messenger RNA from Salvia miltiorrhiza (redroot sage), 946 nucleotides. RefSeq lists its product as uncharacterized. The record is from RefSeq and is a predicted model, not a curated record. Lineage: Eukaryota; Viridiplantae; Streptophyta; Magnoliopsida; Lamiales; Lamiaceae. The coding region runs from base 184 to 783 and encodes 199 amino acids. The transcript is spliced from 5 exons.